GAAAAAGGUAUUUAUAUGACCAAAUGUGAGUACGUGUAACCACAUUUUAAUCAAUAUGCGUGCUAUAGUGGUAUUGGUUAUUACUUUUGGUUCGAUUUUUGCCGCUACAUCGGUAGAACAACGCAAUGAAGACCAACAUUACAAUUUGAAGGAAAAGUUCCAUCACAAUUUAGAAGAAAAUAUUCAUCAUCAUCAUGUGGAUGAGAAGAACCAUCAUCAUGUGAACGAGAAGACACAUCAUCACGCUAAUGAGAAAACUCAUCAUCAUUUAAACGAAAAGGCUCAUCAUCAUGCAAAUGAAAAGGUUCAUCAUCAUUUAAAUGAGAAAACUCAUCAUCAUUUAAAUGAUAAAUCUCAUCAUCAUUUAAAAGACAAAUCGCAUGGAAAUCAUGGGGAAUACAGUCAUUAUUCUGGACAUCAUCUUAGACAUGAAGUGAAACAUCAUAACCAAGGCUCUCAUUUUUUUCAUCAUGGUUACAGAGUCCACGAAAACACCCGUGAAGGCAGUCAAAACUGUCGAUGGGUUUGCGAUGAACUUCCAAAAGAUAUGUCAUCUACUACUCGUAUUUCAAUGGAGUUUAAAGUUCUUUAUAAAGGUUCCAUGUCUCUAUUAGGACUCGAACAUACAAACCUACAACUUGCCUUGGUACUAGACUAUAAAAAUGAUAAUAUUUUACUGCUAAAUGGUAAAACUGGCGUAACAUAUAUUUUGAGCGGUUCCUCUCAACAAGUUAUACGUUUAAAACUAUCUCCAGAAACUAAAGAUGUUUUAUGGGAUCUUUCAAAAUCUAGUUUUACUGAAUAUUUUGGUAAAUUAUCGAUAGAAAACAUAUUGAAGAUCGGCCAACAGUACGGCCAGAAAAGUGACCUAUCGAGCUUACCGGAACCACUAGCUACAGAAAUUGGGGAGAAUUUUAAAAAUCUCGGAUUUCCUGCUCCUACUGCGGAAGAAUUGCGAUUCAUUGCAACCUUCGCUUCGUAUUUAAGGAACGUUUUAAGUUUAUUAUACAAGGGAACCGGUCAUUUUUAUAUACAAAAUAAUUUCCGUUGGUUCGUCAAAAUAAAUGCGUUACUAGCUAACUUAUUAGAUCCGUCAACUAGCGGUAUAGACCUGUCAAAAAUUAACAUAGAUCCGAGAAGUAUUUUCAAUGGAACUAGCGGUAUAGAAACGUUUAUAAAGCUGUUUACUCAAAUAGGCAGUAAUGUGGAUCUUUCCAAGCUAGCAGGAAGUAUUUUUUCAUCUAGAGAGAGAGUAUUAAAGUUCUUUUCAGACGUCAGCGGAGGCUCUCAUAACGGUUUAGAUGGACUAAUAUCCAUUUCAGUUAAUGUAGCAAAAGCCUUGAGCGGUCAGGGUUCCAUUAAUGAUGUUAUUGCUUCCAUAUUAAAGUACAACAGUACUGAAUUGAAUGAACCUACGUACGCUCAACUCAUAGACCAAGGUUUAGAGAUAGUCAGGUCUCAACAAAACGCCUAUCACUCUCAUGCUUUUGACGGUAUUUAUACGUUUUUGAAAGCUUUGGCAGACAACAAUCUGAUUUUAAGUAACGUUAAUAUAGCGGAUAUCAUUAAAAUUUUCUUCUCUCCAAAUCCUCUAGAUAGGGUCAGCAUUGUUAUAAAGAUUUUGUCGACUUUUGCACCUCAAAGAGGUAUCCCGCAUUUCUUCAAAUUUAUUACGGAAGCGUUGAACAGCUCCAAUCCUUCACAUUUUCUGAAUGGAUUAGUACCCGGAUUAAAUGUAUCUCAAUUUGGAAACGGUAAUGUUUUGCAAACUAUUUUGCAAGGUAGAAAUAUCACUCAACUACUAUCGGGUGGAGGGAACAUCAGUUCAAUUUUGUCACAAAUUCCAGUAUUAGGACAAUAUUUGAAUCCUCAAUAUUUGCGGGCUAUGUUAUCUGGAAACUUUGGUAAUUUGACGUCUGGAAAUAUUUUUGGACAAAUAUUUAAUUCUUCGCAAGGUGGAGGCAUAGCCUCCAGUAUACAGAAUGGAAUUCAAGGUCUAAUAAAUGCUUCUCAAAGCGGAGGUGGUUCAGGAGGUAUAGCCUCCAGCAUACAGAAUGGAAUUCAAGGUCUAAUAAAUGCUUCUCAAAGCGGUGGUGGUUCAGGAGGUAUAGCCUCCGGUAUACAGAAUGGAAUUCAAGGUCUAAUAAAUGCUUCUCAAAGCGGUGGUGGUUCAGGAGGUAUAGCUGGUAGUAUACAGAAUGGAAUUGGAAAUUUAUUUGGUGUCACUGCACAAGCACAAGCACAAGGUUCAACACAAUCCUCAGGAUCUGAAGCUACUACUUCUAAACCUGAAGAGUCUUCUGAAGCUGGCGCUUCAGUGUCUGGAGCUGAAGUAGCUAGUACUACUCCUGGAUCUAAGGAAGUUUCUGAACCUAAAAAUGAGGAAUCUUCUUCUCCUGCAUCUAAAGCAGCUACUGCGCCCGGACCUGAAGCUGUAACUAGUGAACCUGAGAAAUCUUCUGGAGCUACUGGUAAAAUUGAAACUGCUUCUCAGCCUAUAGGAGUUCAAUCUAGUGGCUCAGGUCCUUAUUUGUCUGGCGGAUUUACUGGAGGCGUUAGUUUCCACGACAGACAUCGAGCUCAAAAUAAACACCACAAUGCGCACAAUCAUAACCAAAAAUCGGAGGAUAAACUACACGGAAAAAAACUACAUCAAUAAAAUAAAUUGUAAAAAUAUUUUUAGUAGGAAAAAGCGUUCUAUUUCAGGAGAUAAAUGAAAGAAAUUUAGUUAAAUUCAAAUAUAUUUAUUUUCAUUUAAUGAUAUCGCAUUUUUAAAUUGACAUAAAUUGUAUAUGGUGCUAAAUAAAUUAUAAAUAAAU
Psylliodes chrysocephalus is the source of this 2819-nucleotide messenger RNA. NCBI's taxonomy places the organism in Eukaryota, Metazoa, Arthropoda, Insecta, Coleoptera, Chrysomelidae. The record is from the annotation of a GenBank genome assembly.